AUGUUUGAUAAAACUAUUGAUGAUAUGCAUGAAAAUCAUAAUGAAUUGGAAGAAUAUUUACAUUUGGAUAUAAAUCAAACAAAACAACAACAUAUCAAACAGCCAAUAUCAACUAGACAUACGAAUAUUCAUUCAAAUCUAAAACAAACUCUUUUAAUAAGCAAACAAUUAACACCAUAUCCAACAAAACUUCAAUCAAAAGUAACUAUCAUAGGUACAGAUCGAACUACAUUUAUAUGUGCAUUAACUAUGGCUUUAAAGCGACAUGUCAGUGAAAUAGUUGUAUUCGAUCAAUGUUAUAAUCGACAGAUGAAAAUGUGUUUUUAUGAUCUUGCUUGUGCUUUUCAACUUUGUCCUAUUUCUCGUUCAGUCAAUCUUAUAUAUACAUCUGAUAUUGCAUAUACAUAUCGAUCGGAUGUUAUUCUUAUUACAGAAAUGAAUAAUAAUAUAAAUAAGGAACAACAUAAUAAAACAUUUUCAUUAAAACAAAAAGCUCAACAAUUCAUCAAUAAUCUUCAUGGCGUCUCUCCAUAUGAUUACAAUUCAUUAGUUGUUAAAUCAUUAGCCGGUAAUCAUUGUCAUGCUGGACAAGUAUGUGGAUUAAGUUCAAGUAUCUAUAAUCAUCGAUUACGUUAUGCUAUUAGUCAAUUACUUGAUAUACCAAGUAAACAUAUAACUGGUUUUACAUUAGAAAAUCCUGAUAAAUCAAUAGAACCAUAUUGGCCUAGUAUUACUAUAAAUGGUCAAAGUAUAAAAUUAACUAAAGAUGAUAAUAGAGAAGUAGAAGUAAUUUUUAUCGAUCAAUCGAUGAGUAACAAUGCAUCACAAAAUAAAUAUCAACCAAUAAAAUUAAAUACAAUUAAGAAUGAUACAGCAAUGAAAAAACCUAAAUAUUCAACCAAGCCAUUGUCAAGUUCAAAUAUGAAAAAUUUCAUAAAACAAACUAUUAAUCAAAAAAAGAUUACUUCUUAUCAUCGAAAAAAACAUGAACCUGUUUUGUACACGAAUAAGAAUACAUCCGUUCGAAUUCAACAAUGGAUUCGUUCGAGUACACUUCUUCAAUCGAUCAAAAACAAUCAUAAAAUUUUCAAACAAAUAAAACAUUAUCAACAAAUUGAAUCAGGCAUUUCGAAUAAUUCAACAAAUAUUAUUGAAUCACAACAAAAUCUCUUUCAAUCAAUUCAAGAUCAACUUAUUAAACAUUUAAAUGGAUGGCAUUAUCUACAAAUAUUAUAUCAUCGUCCAUGUUACUAUACUUUAGGCAUGAAUUUAUGUCAAGUCAUUCGUUCUAUUAUGAGUAAUUCACAAGAAAUGCUUAUUUUAUCAAUUUAUAUUGAAUCAUUUCUCAAACAACAAUUCACAAAUAAAGUAAUAAAUUAA
Rotaria sordida is the source of this 1380-nucleotide messenger RNA. Lineage: Eukaryota; Metazoa; Rotifera; Eurotatoria; Philodinida; Philodinidae. The record is from the annotation of a GenBank genome assembly.